AAGCCAACUAGUCAGCCAUGUUCUUUUAUAGUUAAAUGAUAAUGGUCAGCCACCUCGGUAGCUUGCUAGCUGAAACAUUGAAGCUCUUUACACUCGUUCAUGUACAUUAUCCACUGUGUUUUAAACUCACUUCUUCUGUCGUCUAGCUAGUUAUCCCAUUUAAUUUCAUAUGUGCAUUGUUGUUAUUAGUCAGCUAACCGAGCUGGCUGGUUAAGUUAGCAUUAGCCCAGCUAGCUAACAUCUCUGACCAUGAGUUCACUGAGCUGCUCUCCUGAUGAAGAAGAGGAGGUCUGCUGGACGGAGAAAGAGGGUCUGUGGCUGAAUGUUGUUGUGAAAGAAGAAGAGGAAGAGGAGGAUGUCACAGUAACAAAAGUAGAGGAUGAGGAUGUUGCAGUGAAAGAAAAAGAGGACGAGAAAGAGGACGAUUCCGAUUUUGGAGAGGAGGGAGACAUAACUGGUAUAUUGGAAGAAGAAGAAGAGGAGGACGAGGAUCUGAUUAACCCCAGAGAGAGACGUGACUAUUGUGGAUCCUCUGGGGAGCCUCAACAACAUCCUGAAGCUGACGAGGCAGAGGAGAGUCUCUUCACAUCAGAACACCUCAAGAAACACCAACGGAAACACACAGGGAAGAAACUUCACCGCUGCUCUGACUGUGGGAAGAGUUAUUCAAGAUCAGAUUCACUAAAAGUACACCAGAGAAUUCACACUGGAGAGACAUCUCACUGCUGCUCUGACUGUGGGAAGAGGUUUACCUCUUCAGCAGACCUCAAAAGACAUCAGAGAAUCCAUACAGGAGAGAAACCUUAUAGCUGUGAUCAAUGUGGGAAGAGUUUUAAUGUUCCAAGCAGCCUAAAAACACACCAGAGAACACACACAGGGGAGAAACCUUAUAGCUGCGCUGACUGUGGGAAGAGUUUCUCAAAAUUAUAUACAUUACAAUCACACCAGAGAAUUCACACUGGAGAGAAACUUUAUAGCUGCUCUGACUGUGGGAAGAGUUUUUCAAAAUUAUAUACAUUACAAUUACACCAGAGAAUUCACACUGGAGAGAAACUUUUUAGCUGUGAUCAAUGUGGGAAAAGGUUUACUCACUCAAGCUGCCUGAAGGUACAUCAGAGAACACACACAGGAGAGAAACCUUAUAGCUGUGAUCAGUGUGAGAAGAAAUUUGUUACAUCUAGCAGUCUGACUAUACACCGGAGAUCUCACACAGGAGAGAAACCUUAUAGCUGUGAUCAAUGUGUGAAAAGUUUUACUUCAUCUAGCCAUCUGACUGUUCACCAGCGGACACACAAGAGAGAAACCUCAUAGCUGUAAUCAAUGUGGGAAGAGUUUUAGCCAAACAUCCUGAUAUCACACCAGAGAACACACACAGGAGAGAAACCUCAUAGCUGUAAUCAAUGUGGGAAGAGUUUUAGCCAAACAUCCUGAUAUCACACCAGAGAACACACACAGGAGAGAAUUCUUAUAGCUGUGAUCAAUGUGGAAAGAGAUAUGCUGGUAAACUUUUGAAAAUACAUACAUGAAGUUGUUUCAUGAUAUCAAUAAAAUGUCACAAUGUAGAAUGUUAUUUAACAUUGUAGUAGGAGUAUUUUAAUGAUGUCACAAUGUAGAAUCGUAAACGUUUGACCCCCUGUUCUAUUGAUUUCAGCGUGAUAUAGAUAUUAGCCUCGGGAUGAAUCCAGGCCUCAUCAGGGGAAGUAAUGAGUACUAUUUAUUUGAUUAACAAGAAAAAAAGAGUUGUUACACUUGGCGCCCCAUUUGAAUGAGAAUACAGCACUUCAAAAUGUAGCGAGCUGUUUUCUGCAGGUUGUCCUCUAACCAGUGAGGUAAAAUAUAUCUCCCAUUUCUGUGUGUUUUUUUUAGUUGUGUUAGAUUCAACAGCACAUACAACCUGAUUUCCCCCCUAAAAGAUGUUGUCAAAACAACAGCGUAAUUAAUAUACUUACUGACUUUAUUGUCCCCAUGGGGAAAUUUACACAUUUAAAGUGGCAUUUAAAUACAAAACAAGAUUGACACACACACACACACA
This is a messenger RNA of Oncorhynchus gorbuscha (pink salmon), 2032 nucleotides long. RefSeq names its product gastrula zinc finger protein XlCGF17.1-like. Gene Ontology annotation, cellular component: nucleus. Gene Ontology annotation, molecular function: DNA-binding transcription factor activity, RNA polymerase II-specific; RNA polymerase II transcription regulatory region sequence-specific DNA binding. The record is from RefSeq and is a predicted model, not a curated record. The transcript has 2 exons. Bases 250 to 1311 code for a protein of 353 amino acids. Gene Ontology annotation, biological process: regulation of transcription by RNA polymerase II. NCBI's taxonomy places the organism in Eukaryota, Metazoa, Chordata, Actinopteri, Salmoniformes, Salmonidae.